CAGUCUUUAGCUGAAGUUGAAAGUGCAAUCCACCAUGCAUAUGUUUUGGCUUCUGCUAAUGAUUUUGUGCAAUGGGCACUUUAUUAGCACUGGCACCGGUGUUUCUACUAGGCCCGACGUUGUGAACAUUGGCGCUAUUUUGUCUUUCAAUUCUUCCAUUGGAAAAGUUGCAAAAGUUGCCAUAGAAGCUGCAGUGGACGAUGUGAAUUCCGAUCCAGGGGUUCUAAAUGGAACAAUGCUCAAAAUUACCAUGCAGGAUACAAAAUUAUCGAGAGGAUUUCUGGGAAUCGUUGAGGCUUUGCGGUUUAUGGAGAAUGAUACAGUGGCCAUAAUUGGUCCCCAGCACUCAGUUAUGGCCCAUGUCAUUUCACAUAUUGCGAAUGAGCUCCAAGUCCCUCUAUUAUCGUUCGCAGCAACAGACCCCACCUUAAAUUCACUUCAGUUCCCUUACUUUGUCAGAACAACACAAAGUGACCUCUUUCAGAUGGCUGCUGUAGCAGAAAUAGUAGGCUUCUACGAAUGGCGAGAUGUAAUAGCUAUCUAUAUUGAUGACGAUUAUGGCAGAAAUGGGAUUGCUGCAUUAGGUGAUAAGCUUGCCGAAAAACGUUGUAAAAUCUCGUACAAAGCACCUAUGAAACCCGAUCUAGACCGUAAUGACAUCUCCGAUACACUGUUUAAGGUGGCUAUGAUGGAGUCUCGAGUUAUUAUACUUCACAUAUAUCCUACUUGGGGUCUAGAGGUAGUUGAAAUGGCACGUAAAAAUGGGAUGAUGGGAAGUGGAUAUGUGUGGAUAGCUACUGAUUGGCUCUCUACUAAACUUGACACAGAACCUUCCCUCUCUCCAGCGGAGAUGGAUAGUAUUCAAGGGGUAAUUACCUUGCGUAUGCACACUCCAGAUUCAUUACUCAAAAGGCAAUUUUUUUCUAGGUGGAGCAACUUGACUACAGCAAAGGCGAAUGACAGCCUUUUUAAACUAAAUGCGUAUGGUCUAUACGCCUACGACACUGUUUGGCUUCUUGCUCGUGCACUUGACGCAUUUUUAGAUCAGAGGGGAAACAAUAUUACAUUUACAAAUUAUUCGAAUUUAACUGAUUUUCACGGAGGGAGCUUGCAUUUUGAUGCCAUGAGCAUCUUUGAUGGAGGGAACGUGUUGCGUAACAACAUUUUACAGGUUAAUAUGACUGGUUUAAGUGGCCCAAUGAAUUUCACGUCAGAUGGCGAACUCAAUGGUCCAGCAUAUGAAGUAAUCAAUGUCAUUGGUACAGGGAUCAGGACAAUUGGUUAUUGGUCCAAUUCUUCCGGCUUAUCAGUGGAGCCUCCAGAAAAGUACAUUGCACAGCAAAGCAGUUCAAAUCAACAACUAUACGGUGUAAUCUGGCCGGGACAAACUACUCAAAAGCCUCGUGGGUGGGUAUUCUCAAGUAACGGAAAGCAACUUCGAGUUGGAGUCCCAAAUCGGAUUAGUUAUCGUGAAUUUGUGUCACAGAUAGAAGGCUCUGCAGAUAACUAUGCUGGUUAUUGUAUUGAUGUAUUUAAUGCUGCAAAAGAACUAUUGCCAUAUGCAGUCCCGCAUAAGUUUAUUCCAUUUGGGGAUGGACAUAGCAAUCCAAUCACCGCUGAUCUUCUGCACAAAAUCACAACGGGUGAAUUCGAUGCUGUGGUUGGUGACAUUACAAUUACCACCAACCGGACAAAGAUGGUGGAUUUCACGCAGCCAUAUAUUGAGUCCGGACUAGUUGUAGUGGCCCCAGUUUGGAAGUUGAACUCUAGUGCUUGGGCGUUUCUGAGACCAUUUACUCCAAUGAUGUGGUGUGUUACAGGUAUAUCUUUCAUUGUUGUGGGAGUAGUUGUCUGGAUUUUGGAGCGCAGGACAAAUGACGAUUUUCGAGGCCCUCCUAGAAAACAAUUUGUCACGAUCCUAUGGUUUAGCUUUUCAACUUUGUUUUUUUCUUACAGAGAGAAGAUUAUGAGCACCCUUGGUCGCUUAGUGCUUAUCAUAUGGCUUUUUGUAGUUCUAAUAGUCAAUUCGAGUUACACUGCAAGUCUGACAUCAAUCCUUACGGUGGAACAACUUUCUUCCCCCGUCAAAGGGAUUGAAAGUUUGAUAACAAGCAAUGAUCCCAUUGGUUUCCAGCGAGGUUCAUUUGCUGAAAAUUAUCUAACCAACGAGCUCAACAUACAUAGAACCAGACUUGUUCCCCUUAACUCGCCAAAAGAUUUCGAGAGAGCUUUGAAGGAUGGCCCGAGUAAGGGUGGAGUUGCUGCAGUGGUUGACGAGCGAGCAUACAUGGAGCUCUUUCUCUCCACCAGAUGUGAAUAUGGUAUAGUUGGUCAAGAGUUCACAAAAAUGGGGUGGGGUUUUGCCUUUCCACGGGACUCGCCAUUGGCGAUUGACAUGUCAACUGCCAUCCUAACACUGUCAGAGAAAGGGGGUCUACAAAGGCUUCAUGACAAAUGGCUUACAAGAAGUGCUUGCAGCUCAGAAGGUGCGAAGCAAGACGUAGACCGCCUUCACCUUACCAGUUUCUGGGGCCUCUUUUUACUAUGUGGCUUUGUCUGCUUUUUUGCUCUCCUAUGCUAUCUCGUUAAGAUGGUGCGCCAGUACACGAGGCACUCCGGUGACGACAUGACCUCGCAAUCUUCACGCGUACGGAUUGAAUCAUUUCUUACAUUUGUUAAAGAGAAGGAAGAGGAUGACAUUCAAGUUGAAGAGGAUGGAAAGAGCGGGUCCAAGGGAAGGUCAAGGGAGAGGGUCUCAAAUGGAUCGAGAAGAGUGCAUGAAGAUGAGCCCCGAAACAGUUGGAGUGUUACCGUUCCUACAAACCAUGCAUGAAACCGAGUUAGUUAAGUUAUAAGUUUCCAAGCAGGGCCUCCAUAAGUGCAUCCAAUAAUGGGUCUACAAGGAUAUGCACGUUUUCGU
Molecule: messenger RNA, 2920 nt
Organism: Alnus glutinosa
Lineage: Eukaryota; Viridiplantae; Streptophyta; Magnoliopsida; Fagales; Betulaceae
Product: glutamate receptor 3.6-like
Exons: 7
Coding region: 35-2833 (932 amino acids)
Cellular component (GO): plasma membrane
Molecular function (GO): glutamate-gated receptor activity
Source: RefSeq, a predicted model, not a curated record